Pelagomonas calceolata is the source of this 2710-nucleotide messenger RNA. Lineage: Eukaryota; Pelagophyceae; Pelagomonadales; Pelagomonadaceae. The record is from the annotation of a GenBank genome assembly.
CGGCAAUCGAGGACAUCGAUUGCAAUUGCGUGUGGCCCAGCGCAGCGGCGGUGGCACCCAUUGCCAAGCUCUCGUAGCGGCAGUCAUCCGAUACAUAGCGCUCGCGCGCGGGCAGCGGCCGCGGGGCUGCCCCCACAGCCAAAGCUGAAACAGCCAGCAUGCCCAUCAGCCCCUCGCUGCUCAACCGGCCCGGCCGCGUCGGCGUGGGCAACGCGAAAAGAUCAUCAGGAGAGGAGAAGGAUGGCCGAGGCGCGGCGAGCCCGACCCAUUCGAUGAAGAAGCUCGGCAAGUCGAGCUCCGAGGCUUUGAUUUCGAUAGCGAACUUCACGCACGACCAGUUGCGGGGAAGGGCCGGCCACGUCUCUCCGGUCGGACGGCCGCCGAAGAUCCCCCAGGAAGAAAAGAUCCGACCGACGCGCGCCGACAACUCCGCGAGAUUAUUACAUGCGCCGCACGGCCUGCCGAACCCCUGGAAUUCUAAACCCAAAUCCCCGUCCUACCAGACGUAUGUGGACCACCGCAAGGAGGACUCCGAGGACAAGUUACAUAAUGAUCAUACGACGUGCCACGUCAUGGACCCCUACGCGAAGUGGAGAAUUCGGUGGAACAUCUUCGUCCUUAUUUUGAUUAUCUAUGUCAUUAUUGUGGUCCCCUUCGAGAUCGCGUUCUCGGUCGACACGACGGGCAUGCAGGUCGUGAACUAUUUGGUCGACGUCUUCUUCGCGUUCGACAUAUGCCUGGAGUUCAACACGGCCUUCCAGAACGAGGACACGGGGGAGUGGAUCUUGGACCGGAAGAAGAUCGCGUCCCAAUACUUGCAGUUUUGGUUCUGGGUGGACAUUUGUUCGAUCUUCCCCUUCGCGCUGUUUUUGAGCAAAGAAGGGAAGUGGAUGCGAGUUGUGAGGGCGUUCAAGGGCCUGAAAUUACUUAGGGUUAUUCGGUCGUUUCGCAUGCUCUCGCACAUGGCGAAGCACGUCGCCGUCUCCACGAAGCGGCUGGUGCUAGCGAGGUACGUCCUCUUGCUCUUAUUCUGCAUCCACUGGGCCGCCUGCUUCCUGCGGCUGGGCCACGCGGCCUACGGGAGCUCGCAGACGACGGUGUUGAGUGAGGACCGCAUGGGCCAGCUCGAUAGCAGCGUACCUCGGGGGAGGCGGAUCUGGGGCGAAUAUAUACUAUGCUGCUUGUGGGCCUUCGCGACGAUGAACGGUGAAUAUAACGUCUAUACGGACGUCGAGUAUAUUCUAUCCUUAGCAUUGAUGCUCAUCGGGUGCUUCGCUCUAGCCUUCUUGGUGGGAGAGCUGACGAACACGGUGUCGAACUUGGAUCCAGUGACGAACGACUUCCGGAUGCGGUUAGACAAUCUCAACGACUACAUGGAGAAGGGCAACUUCCCCGAGAAGUUGCGGAGCAAGCUAAGGGAGUACAUCAUGGAGAGCGAGGAGAUCUUCCGGGACAACUACUACAAGGGCGUCAUCGAGGAAUUGUCCCCGUCGUUGCAGGCGUUCGUGGCCAAUCAAAACUUUGGAGAUGUAGUUUCAAGAAUCCCCUUCGUCGCGUACACGGUGCAAGCGGCCUGCGGCGUUCGCGUAGGAACGGUCGUCACCGUACAUGCGCCGAACUGGAAGCCGGACGUGCACGACGUCAUGGUCGGCGGCGACGAGCGCACCACCAAAAGGAGACGAAAAAAGGCCGCUCGAACUCGAUUAGCGAGAGUCGUCGCCAUCCCGCGCUACCUGUACUACGACGUCAUGUACGAGGACGGCGAGGAGCCGCAGCGCGAGUACGAGGUGGACAACGCGCGCGUGGCGCGGGUCUGUGGGAACACGUCCGGUAAGGCCGCCGGGACCAUGGAUAGGAAUUUCUUGUUGCAUUACGAGUACGCGGAGUUCACCGUGCAAAUCGCCAAGCUCUUACAUUCGACCUUACACCUCGCCAAAGAUACGAUCAUCCACCGCUACCUGUCGAUGAACGACGCGCUGUACGUUAUUCGGAGUGGUCAGGUUAGGUUGAGUGGAAGGAAGUCGCAUCUACUCUAUGAUGUGGAAAAUAGGCACACGAACGACUUCUUCGGGGACGACAUCAGCAUGGUCGUGGCGACGGGCGAGGAGUUCAAGCCGUUAUUGCGACACUACACGGCGCGGGCCGUCCGCGUGACGCACUUGUUGCGACUCGACGCGGAGGAGCUGCACACGAUUCUCCAGAAGCCGUCCUUUAGGGUAUUCAGCCACCACAUCCACAAUUAUGGGAGGUGGAUGCGGCUGAAGGUGGCCCUCAUCAUGAGUAUCAGGAAGCGGCUCACCAAAGAAGCGCUGGGCGAGUCGGGCAAGCCGCCGGUGAUUGUGGAGGAGACCGCGGAGGCGCCCGAGGAGACGGCGUCCGCCUUCGGCGACUCGUCGAGCGACGAGGGCGGCGCGCUGCGCCGCCAGGCGGCGUUUGUGGUCGAGCGGCUCGCCGGCGUUCUGGCGCGGCCGACCUCAUUAUCCGCGGACGCGGCCGCGAAGCUCGAGGCGCUCGCGGCCGCGCUCGCGGGCUCGCCGCCGCCGCCGCCGCGCGCUUCUCCGCCGCGGCGCCAGCACACGGACCCCUUCGCGCCGUCGACGCUGCCGCCGGCCCAGGCGCUCGGCGCGACGCCGCCGAUGGGGCGGCCCUCGAGCGGGUCGACGUCCCUCGAGGACGAAUGAAAUUCACCCACUAUUUUAAGUAUUCGCUA